AAUGUGAAUUCUUGGACCCCCCUCCGGCCCCACUGGGUCAGUCAGUCCGGGUGAUUUGGGGACUUGCUGAGGUUUAAAGGACUCCAGUUGCUGAGAUGCAGCGCUGACUGAAUUACACAGGAUUUUAGGGCGAGCUGGUCAAAAAUAAUUGUCUUGAUUAGAUCUAGCGACGCCCCAGAAACAUAUCCCACUUACAUGUAUGUUCUCUCACUUAUCAUUUAUGGGUAUGUUGGGUGUUUUUACUCCACUGGGGUUAAUAACUGGAUAUUAGACUUGCUAAUGAGCCGCAGCCACGCACUCCUGCUGUCAUUCAGGGGAUGCAGUCGAGGAAUAAUCGCCUGCAGCAGCCAAGGGCUCAGCAGUCACCCAUCUUCCACAUUCUGCUCUCAUGAAAUAAGCAAGGGGAGGGUCCAGAGGUGUCACUGACGCUGACGACAGCAUAUUUAUUUCCUACAGAGAAAAGAGCCACAGCAGAAAGACAGAAAGGAGGCUAACUUCUCUGAGGAGGAGCUACAUGGAAAAGGUGAUGCUGGCAGCUGCCUUUGCAGACGCCAACUCCAGCACCAUGAACGUGUCCUUCGCGCACCUCCACUUUGCUGGAGGGUACCUGCCCUCUGACUCCAAGGACUGGAGGACCGUAGUCCCAGCUCUCUUGGUGGCUGUCUGCCUGGUGGGCUCCGUAGGGAACCUGUGUGUGAUUGGCAUCCUCCUUCACAGCACUUGGAAAGGAAAGCCAUCCAUGAUCCACUCCCUGAUUCUGAAUCUCAGCCUCGCUGACCUCUCUCUCCUGCUGUUCUCUGCACCCGUCCGAGCUACGGCAUACUCCAAAGGUGUCUGGGACCUCGGCUGGUUCGUCUGCAAGUCCUCUGACUGGUUCAUCCACAUGUGCAUGGCAGCCAAGAGCCUGACAAUCGUUGCAGUGGCCAAAGUGUGCUUCCUGUAUGCAAGUGACCCAGCCAAGCAAGUCAGGGUCCACAACUGCACCAUCUGGUCAGUGCUGGUGGCCAUCUGGGCUGUGGCCAGCCUGCUACCCCUGCCAGAGUGGUUCUUCAGCACUACGAGGCAUCAUGCAGGUGUGGAAAUGUGCCUCAUGGAUGUACCUGCUGUGGCCGAAGAGUUCAUGUCACUGUUCGGUAAGCUUUACCCCCUCCUGGUAUUUUGCCUUCCAAUACUCCUUGCCAGUUUUUAUUUCUGGAGAGCUUAUGGCCGAUGUCAAAAGCGAGGAACUAAGACUCAGAAUCUUAGAAACCAGAUGCGCUCAAAGCAGCUCACCGUGAUGCUGCUGAGCAUCGCCCUCACCUCCGCUGUCUUGUGGCUCCCGGAAUGGAUAGCUUGGCUGUGGACAUGGCACCUGAAGGCUGCAGGCCCGGCGCCACCGCAAGGUUUUGUAGCCCUGUCGCAAGUCCUAAUGUUUUCCAUCUCAUCAGCAAACCCUCUCAUUUUUCUAGUGAUGUCAGAGGAGUUCAAAGCCUUGAAAGGCUUAUGGAAAUGGUUAGCCAAAAAACGUCCGAAUGCCUCAGAGUCUCAGAAAACGCCAGAUGGCAACUCAGAGGUCCUCCCUGCCAAUGUCCUACCCCCCGAGUCCCCUGCAUCCACACCAGAGAGAGAGAAAGAAGCGGGCUCUCCAUCCUCCGGCAAAGAGAAAACUGAGAAGGCAGAGGUUCCUGUCCUCCCUGACGUGGAACAGUUUUGGCAUGAGAGGGACACAGUCCCCUGCGUGCAAGACAACGACCCUGUUCCCUGGGAGCACGAGGGUCAAGAGGCAGGAGACGAUGAUAAAUAAAGUUCCAAAACAAAUUGCAACUAUUGUAUUAACUCAUACUGCUGCUUAUCAGUAUUUUGGACUUCAUCAUAUAACACAUGAUAGAAUAAUUACUGCAGGAAUUACAAAAAUGCUUCAGUCUGCAUUCUCAAAAUAUGCAAUUUGGUAAGUUGAACACCAUAUUAGUUAUAACCUGGCUAUCCAAAUAAUUAACCAAGUGCUGUGUGAAGAUGCUUCUCUCACAAGUGCACAGAAAGCCCAGCUAUUCUGGCCCUUGUUCACAAUAGCUGUCACCGGGCGCUCCUAAGGACCGGCCCUGCUCCCCCUGGGGUAGAGCUUAUCUGUCAAAGGCUUUCAGUUUCUUCCCGAACCUGCUAGCCCUGACCUCACCCAUCCAUCUUUAUGUCAUGUAACCAAAGCUCAAAGUCUACUUCCACUUGAGAUUUUUCUUUAACACAUUAAUGAAUAAAUUUUAAUGAAUUAUUUUCAUUUGCUUUAAAAGAAUGUUAAUUUACUUGGUGAAAACACACACAGAAUUUCCAUAACUUCAGGUUGCAGAACAGAGCCCACCACUUCCUUCUGGGUUAAUUUCCAACCAUGGCUUAGGCUGGCUAAAUUCAAUCCAAACUUUGCUUGUAUGCUAAACAUGCUUACAGAUCUUGUUAAAGCCACCUGUGAAGAUUUUAGUAAUUUA
Molecule: messenger RNA, 2456 nt
Organism: Manis pentadactyla (Chinese pangolin)
Lineage: Eukaryota; Metazoa; Chordata; Mammalia; Pholidota; Manidae
Gene: GPR151
Product: G protein-coupled receptor 151
Exons: 1
Coding region: 515-1783 (422 amino acids)
Biological process (GO): G protein-coupled receptor signaling pathway
Cellular component (GO): membrane
Molecular function (GO): G protein-coupled receptor activity
Source: RefSeq, a predicted model, not a curated record